Molecule: messenger RNA, 3543 nt
Organism: Mycosarcoma maydis (corn smut)
Lineage: Eukaryota; Fungi; Basidiomycota; Ustilaginomycetes; Ustilaginales
Product: Chitin synthase 6
Exons: 1
Coding region: 1-3543 (1180 amino acids)
Cellular component (GO): cell periphery; cell septum
Molecular function (GO): chitin synthase activity
Source: RefSeq, a predicted model, not a curated record
AUGUCGACCAAAGACGCCCACGAUCCUUUUGCAACUCCGCUCGAGACCAUCACGCAUGACCCUCUUGCAGAGACCGCUGGGCUCAAGGCCGACUACGACAAGCGAGCGUACGGUGAAGCCAACCCAGCUCUGAUGGGCACGUUAGAGAAAGAUGACAUGGCUAACCGUCCGAUCGACGCCGUCGAAGAAGUGCCCACCACCUCGAUCCGCAAGUGGUGGGUGCGUCUAACCUGGUUUACCACCUGGUGGAUCCCGUCCUUUGUUCUCUCCAAGUGCGGGGGCAUGAAGCGUCCUGACGUCCAGAUGGCAUGGCGCGAAAAGUUUACCAUCUGCGCCAUCAUCUUCUGGUUGUGCGCCAUCAUCUUGUUCUAUAUCAUCGCCUUUGGUCGUCUCCUCUGUCCAGACUACGACAAGGCUUGGAACCUGAGCCAGCUCAGCCAACACGCGGGUGAAAACGACUACUAUGCUGCUGUUCGUGGUACGGUGUACGACUUUUCCAAGUUCUACAAGGGCGACCACUCGGACAUUACCAAUUUACAGACCAGCUCCGACCUCAUGCUCCAGCUCGCUGGCCAGGAUCUCACCGGCUACUUCCCCGUGCCGCUCAGUGUUGGCUGUCAGUCACUCGUCUCGGACACUUCGCUGGCGCUCAUGCCUACUGCCAACAACACGCCUCUCAUCUCGCAGGCCAUCCACACGUCGGGUCCUCUGCAAGGUGACACGUCGUCCAAGCUGCACGACAUCAACUGGUACCCAGAUCGCUUCCUUCCGUUUGUCAAGAAACUCCGAAAAGGUUACUACGUCUACUCGAAAAAGGACCUCGCCAACCAGGGCCAGUGGAGGAAUUGGGCCGUCAUCCACGGCAAGGUGUAUGACCUCUCGAACUACCUCAACACUGUCUCGACCUACCAGACCAACCCGGCCUACUCUUUCCUCGACUCGUCCAUCGUAUCGCUCUUCAAGUCGCAGGCGGGCAGUGACAUUACCGCCGAUUUCGAGGAUGCCAUGAGCACCUUUAACCAGACUUAUCGAGGCGCCACACAGGCGUGUCUGGACAAUGUCUUUUACGUAGGCAGAACCGACUUUCGUGACACGGCGCGAUGCGAGGUGCAAAACUAUCUGCUGCUAGCGUUUUCGGUGCUGCUCGUCACCACAGUUCUGGCCAAGUUUAUUGCAGCGCUCCAGCUGGGCACGAAGCGAUCGCCGGAGCAGCAAGACAAGUUUGUGAUUUGCCAGGUGCCCUGCUAUACUGAAGGCGAAGAGGAACUGCGCAAGACGAUCGAUUCGUUGGCUGGACUUGAGUACGACGACAAGCGAAAGCUGCUUUUCCUCAUUUGCGACGGAAUGAUUGUUGGUAGCGGAAACGAUCGUUCGACGCCACGCAUCGUACUCGACAUUUUGGGUGUGGACCCCAAGAUCGAUCCGGAGCCGCUCAUGUUCAAGUCGGUUGCCGAGGGCUCCAAGCAGCUCAACUAUGCCAAGGUAUACUCGGGUUUGUACGAGUUUGAGGGUCACGUGGUACCUUACAUUGUCGUCGUCAAGGUGGGUCGUCCGAGCGAACGCUCACGUCCCGGCAACCGAGGUAAGCGUGACUCGCAGAUCCUGCUGAUGCGCUACUUGAACCGCGUGCACUUUGACGCGCCCAUGUUCCCGCUGGAGCUCGAGAUUUACCAUCAAAUGAAGAACGUGAUUGGCAUCGACCCAGCUUUCUACGAAUACAUUCUCAUGGUCGACGCCGACACGCGCGUUGAAGCGGAUGGGCUGAACCGGCUGGUGGCCAACUGUGCCGACGAUUCGAGUAUCAUUGCCAUCUGCGGAGAGACGACGCUGGACAACGCCGAGGGUUCGUGGUGGACAAUGAUCCAGGUGUACGAGUACUAUAUUUCGCAUCAUCUUUCCAAGGCGUUCGAGUCGCUGUUUGGUAGCGUUACAUGUCUUCCAGGCUGUUUCUCGCUGUACCGAAUCCGCAGUUCGGACAAGGGACGUCCGCUGUUUAUCUCGAACCGCAUCAUUGACGACUACUCGGAGAACCGAGUAGACACUCUGCACAAGAAGAACCUGCUGCAUCUGGGUGAGGAUCGGUACCUGACGACGUUGGUGCUGAAAAACUUUCCGUCGUUCCGAACCAAGUUUGUUCCGGAUGCCAAGGCGCUGACGAGCGCGCCGGACCGGUUCGGCGUGCUGCUCUCGCAGCGUCGACGAUGGAUCAACUCGACAGUGCACAACCUGGCCGAGCUGGUGCUGAUGCCCGAGCUGUGCGGUUUUUGCCUGUUUUCGAUGCGAUUCAUCGUGUUUAUCGACUUGCUGGGAACGGUGAUUUUGCCAGCGACGGCCGUGUAUCUGGUGUACCUGAUUGUGACGGUGGCGACCAAGAGUGCGCCGAUUCCCUACAUUUCGAUCGCCAUGAUUGCGGCGGUGUACGGACUGCAGGCGAUUCUGUUUUUGCUGAAACGACAGUGGCAGUACAUUGGCUGGCUGGUCAUCUACAUUUUGGCGUAUCCGGUGUUUUCGUUUUUCCUACCCAUCUACUCGUUCUGGCACAUGGAUGACUUUUCGUGGGGCAACACGCGAAUUGUGGUGGGCGAAAAGGGCAACAAGAAGAUUGUGGCGGGUACGGACGACGAGCCGUACGACGAUACGAUGAUCCCGUUGAAGCGGUUCAGCGAGUACCAGCGUGAGGUGUGGGAGGAGGAAGCGGCGGCGCCGUCGAUGCGAUCGGGCAUGACGGGCGCGAGCGGACCUUUUGGCAACUCGCAGGCGAUUUUGCACAGCGGACCGCCGAGCGUGUACAGGGCGGGGGGCAGCGCGUACGCGGGCAGCGUGGCAGGCUCGGAUUACGGAGCAGGGCUAGGCGACUAUUAUCAAAACACCAACGUGUUGCAGAAGCCAGCACACUCGCGACAGACGUCGGCGGCUGCGCUGUCACAGAUGGGCGGAUCGCAGGCGGCAUCGAUGAUGUUUGGCACGGGCACGCCAUCGGUGUACGGCAUGGCGGGGAUGGGAUCGAUGUAUGGGAUGCCAGGAUCGUCGGCAUCGAUGUACGGACUGCCGAAUCCAAUGAUGAACACGACGGCAUCGAUGUACGGCCUGCCGCCGAUGCUGGCGAAUCCGCUCGGGGCAAACCAUUCGCCCGCGCACUCGGACAUUGGAGUGAGUAUGCCGGUGUCGCAGCAAAACACGGGAGGUAGCCACAUAUGGGCGCAGCCGCCCGAGGCAGCGACUGUGGCGGCGAAUAGUGGCAGGGGGAGCGGAAUGCAGGCGCGACCUGUUUCGACCUUGUCUGCGCUCAACGCAACGAAUCCGUUUGGUGUGACUGCCGUGGCGCGAGCUCUAGCAGUCAACGAGGCGUCGGACCCGACGGACGAAGAGAUCAAGUCGGCGGUACAAACCUACCUUGCCAAUCAGCCGAGCUUGAUGAAUGUGACGAAGCGAUCAGUGCGCGAGGCGUUAGUGGCGGCGUUCCCUAACGCGGAGCUGUCGUACAAAAAGUCGAUGAUCAACAAGGCCAUUGACGAUACACUGUCCGGUGGCGCACAAGCCUGA